UCAGACUGUAGAGGUGUGCUCAAGCUGUGAAACAGCAUAGUCUGUGUUUACUAAAAAAAAAAUAAUAAAAAUAAAAUAAAAAACUAAAGGCGCUUAAACGUUUUAUGUAAUAAUGCGUAAUAUUUUAGCGACAAGAAAGACAAACUGAGGACGGACCAGAGAAUAAAUCAACAUGUCUGCUACUGAGACCGCCGAGUCAGGCUCUCCAGAGAACAAAGCGGAUCGGGCUGAUGGGGACACGAAUUACCCGCUGAAAGUGCUUUAUUGUGGAGUGUGCUCCUUGCCGACAGAGUAUUGUGAGUACAUGCCCGAGCCAGCAAAAUGCAGACAAUGGCUUGAGAAAAAUUGCCCAAGCAUGUUUGCUAGAAUGACCGUUGGGAAUGCACCCAAGCAGGAAAUAGGAGGAGAGGGAGGAGGAGGUGGAGGAGUGGGCACAGGGGUGCCACCUGCUGGAGAGGAAGAAGAGAAGAAGAAGCAGAAAAGAGGUGGCAGAGGUCAAAUCAAACAGAAGAAGAAGACCGUUCCCCAGAAAGUCACGAUAGCAAAAAUCCCACGUGCUAAGAAAAAAUAUGUCACAAGAGUGUGCGGCUUGGCCACCUUUGACAUAGAUCUUAAAGAGGCUCAGAGAUUCUUUGCUCAGAAAUUCUCCUGUGGCGCCUCAGUGACAGCGGAAGAUGAAAUCAUCAUUCAGGGAGACUUUACAGAUGACAUCAUUGACGUCAUCCAGGAGAAGUGGCCUGAGGUGGACGAUGAUAGCAUUGACGAUCUUGGAGAGGUCAAGAAAUGAAAUCCUGAUGUGCACUUUUACUGAAACAGUUGCGACACGACACACAAAAAACAUGGCCAAAUGUACACAUUAACAUCAAGUUGUUUUAUAUCUCUUUUAUUUACUGUAUAGAACAUGGUGGACUUGGCCACACCCUUGGCGCUUUUUUCUCCCCCUCCCAGUUCUAAUUAGCUGCUUACGCUCUUGGUUGCCAAAGGUCUGGUAUGAUGUGAAUAUCUCAACACUUUGCUCAACCAAACUUCAAUGCUAAUAAAUUCCAGGCUCAUUGGCUCGUU
Messenger RNA from Clarias gariepinus (North African catfish), 1062 nucleotides. RefSeq names its product density-regulated protein (gene denr). Bases 173 to 787 code for a protein of 204 amino acids. The transcript has 8 exons. Gene Ontology annotation, molecular function: mRNA binding; translation initiation factor activity. Gene Ontology annotation, biological process: formation of translation preinitiation complex; translation reinitiation. Lineage: Eukaryota; Metazoa; Chordata; Actinopteri; Siluriformes; Clariidae. The record is from RefSeq and is a predicted model, not a curated record.